Messenger RNA from Oncorhynchus nerka (sockeye salmon), 4992 nucleotides. RefSeq names its product zonadhesin-like. Bases 119 to 4795 code for a protein of 1558 amino acids. Gene Ontology annotation, cellular component: membrane. Lineage: Eukaryota; Metazoa; Chordata; Actinopteri; Salmoniformes; Salmonidae. The record is from RefSeq and is a predicted model, not a curated record. Gene Ontology annotation, molecular function: protein binding. The transcript has 23 exons.
CUUUCCCCUCCCUAGUCAGAAUCAGAGUGAGACUCCAGUACUCCCCACUCUCUAUAUAGUGAGUGUAAAGAGUAUUUUAUCUUAGCCUCCAUAAGGGUACACAACUAGAAGAACACCCAUGCUAGGAGGCACCUACAUGGGGUUGCUGGCUACAGCAGCCCUCCUCUCUCUGCUACAGGACGGGACUUACGGCAGUGUUGAGGGUGACAGAUCAUCAGUUACAAUGAGAGAUGCAGGGACCUGCACUGUCCACAGCAACUUCCACUACAGCACCUUUGACUGGGCCAACUUCCGCUUCGUUGUCCCCUGUACCUACGUCCUGGCCAGGCUGUGCUCGUCCUCUGAGACCCCCCUGUCUCACUUCAGUGUGGAGGUGAAGAAUGAGCGGCGAGGGAACUCCUCUGUAUCUCCUGUUCUGCAGGUCAAUGUGGAGGUGGAGAACCUCAGGGUCUCCCUGCACAAGAGACAGAACCACCGGGUCAUGGUCAACGGCAUUUGGAAGAACCUCCCCCUGAGCCUCAACGGUGGCACCAUCAACAUCCGAGGCAAUGCGGCUUCCGUCGUCCUGGAGACUAACUUCAACCUUUUUGUAUCCUAUGAUGACUCCUGUGCCGUCCAUAUCACCGUCCCCGCCUCGUAUUCCGGUAAAGUCUGCGGCAUGUGCGGGAACUUCAACCACCUGAGAGACGAUGAUUACCACACGGCUGACAGUUCUGAGGCUUCAACCGCUGCCACGUUCGGCCAGAGCUGGCAGAGCCAGAAGGUCUGUCAGUCAACCGUUGUCCCCAAUGAGUGUCCCCCUAUGGAGGAGGCAGAGUACGCUAGCGAGCCCUACUGUGGGUCCCUGGUCUCCAGGCACGGGCCCUUCGCAGAAUGCCAGUCUGUCCUGGGAGCCGAGAGCUACUUCCGGAGCUGUGUGGCGGGGAUGUGUGGAGCAGGUGGUGGCCUGGAGGUGCUGUGUGAGGCCCUGCAGUCCUAUGCUGAUAUGUGCCUCAAGGCCGGGGGGCCUGUACCUGCCUGGAGGAACUCGACUAUGUGUCCCCUGGAGUGUGGAGUGAACAGCCAUUACAACGCCUGUGCCGAGGGCUGCCCUGAGGCCUGCUCCGUCAUGGACGCCCAAGGGGCGUAUGGAAGCUGUGAGGAAAGGUGUGAGUGCAACCCCGGCUUCAAGCUCAGUGGGGGGACAUGUGUCUCUGCAGAGGACUGUGGCUGCUGGAUGAAUGGAGUGCACUAUGAGAAAGGAGCGACGUUCAUGGACGGUGAAUGUGAUCGUGUGUGCCAGUGUAUGGGCGGGGGCGGACUCCAGUGUUCUGCUUCCUCCUGCGCAGACGACGAGGUGUGCAAGGUCAAAGAGGGGGUCAAGGGUUGCUUCCCCUCCAGCCCGGCCAUCUGCCGCGUCUACGGAGACCCCCACUACAUCACCUUUGACGGCAAGGCAUACACCUUCCAGGGGGGCUGCAGCUACAUCCUGGCCAAGACGUGCGGCGGACACACACCCAUCCAGUUCUCAGUGACGGGCCAGAACUGGAACCCGGGGAGCGAGAGCAGUGCUAAGCUGGCCGCAGUGGUUCUGGAGACCAAGGGUCUGCAUUUGAAAAUAGAUAACUACAAUGUUACAGUGAACCAUGUUUGGCAGAGUCUUCCUAUUGCAGUAAACGGCUCAUACGGCGAGGUGAAGCUGUACAAGAAGAAGCAGUACACUGUCAUGGAGACAACCUUUGGCCUCCAGAUGCUGCUGGACGAUCAUCACAGGCUCUUCCUGCAGCUGGACGAGCGCUACAAGGGUGAGAUGUGCGGCCUCUGUGGUACCUACUCCAACGACCAGGGGGAUGACUUCCUGACCCCAAACGGCACCAAACCCGAGACCGAUGAGGUCACGUUCGCCAACAGCUGGAGAGUGAAGAGUCCGGAGGACGAUCGCUGUGUUGCUUCCCCACCUGCCCCCCAACCAUGUGACUCCCAUUUGGACAACCAGGGCUACCAGGAGUGUUCCAAGCUGCUGCGUGACACUUUCAAGCCCUGCCACCCAUUUGUCCACCCCACAUCCUACAUAGACAGCUGUAUGUCUGACCACUGUGCCUCCGGCGGGGACAUGCAUGUGACAUGCUACUCCCUGAAGUCCUACGUGACCGCCUGUCAGGUGGCCAGUGUUACCUUGCCCCCCUGGUUUAAUGACACCGCCUGUGAUAGCCUACCUGGCCCUCCCACAAAACCACCAGUUACUACACCUGACAAUACAUUUUGUCCUCUAGACUGCAACUUUGACAACAGCGAGUGUGGGUGGGAGCAAAUUGUUCAGGACAGUUUUGAUUGGAGAAGACAGAGAGGCCCAACCCCGUCUGACCUCACAGGGCCAACCCAGGACCAUACCACAGGAGGUGGCUCCUACAUGUACAUUGAGGGCAAUGGUGUGUACUACGGAGACUCUGCCCGUAUGAUAAGCCCUAAGUGCCAAAAAGGGGCGACAAAAUACUGCCUGCGCUUCUGGUACCACAUGUACGGACAGGCCAAGGCCAUGAUUCUCAAUGUCUACCAGCUUGACGAGCACAACAAACACAGGAAACUGUGGUCCAAAGCCAAUAACCAGGGCUCCACAUGGUAUCUUGCAAAAGUGGAUAUCAAUAUCGAUGGGUCAUUCCAGAUCAUCAUGGAGGGAAUCCGAGGCUCUGACCCUCAGUCUGACGUGGCAUUUGACGACAUCUCCAUCCAUUAUGGAUCAUGUUCAGGUUCCUCAACAGGUGUUGUUGGUGGACCUUCAGUUCCUCCCCCAGUUAAAGAAGCAUCAUUUGUCCCACACCCAGUCUGCAACUUCGAUUGCACUUUCGAGGAGGACCUCUGCAGUUUUACCCAGCUGAUGACCGAUUCUUUUGAUUGGACAAGGCACAGUGGCUCCACCCCCACUGCGAUGACUGGGCCAUCAGCUGACCACACUAAAGGAGAUGACGGUCACUACUUGUACAUCGAAGCCAGCAAUGUGUCUAACGGAGACACGGCUCGCCUCCUCAGCUCUGAGUGUUCGGACCCCGGUCUUCAGUGUCUGCAGUUCUGGUACCACAUGUCCGGUUCAGCGGAAACUAUGGGCCUGCACGUCUACAUACUCCAGGACCGCAGCGCCGACAGGGUAUGGUGGAAGAGGAACAACCAGGGAGACUGCUGGCAACUAGCCCAGGUGGAUCUCAGGACCACUGGACCUUUCCAGAUCAUCUUAGAGGGCCGAAGAGGCACCACUGAUCAAUCUGAUGUGGCUAUAGAUGAUGUUUCUCUGCAUCAUGGACACUGUGAAGAUCUGAUUAAGCCAACAACACCAACCGAGAAUCCUGUGCCAGCAGACAAGUCUACCAUUGCACCAACACCAGCUCCAAUUACCAUGAGACCAGUAACACUAAGACCAACAACUGCUGCACCAGCUCCAACCAGCUCAACCAUGCCAUCUAAACCCUCAACAACUGCUAGGCCACAACCACCAACAACUAUGAGACCAGAAACACCAGCACCACCCACAACUGAAAUACCAAGUCCACCAAGACCGACAACUGAAAGACCACAACCCCCAAGACCGACAACUGAAAGACCACAACCCCCAAGACCAACAACUGAAAGACCACAACCCCCAAGACCAACAACUGCAAGACCACAACCGCCCACCACAGCGAGACCAACACCAUCGUGCCCAAACAACAGCCACUUCGCCCCCUGCAUCUCCGACUGCCAGCCCACCUGUGUGCACCUCCACGGCCCACCCGACUGCCACUCUGAUGAGCACUGCGUACAGGGCUGUGUGUGUGACGACGGCUUUGUGCUCAGACAGAGGGUGUGUGUGCCCACCCAGCAGUGCGGCUGUGUGGACAGCAAUGGCAACAGCCAUCACUUUAAAGAGAGCUGGUACACUGAGCACUGCCAUCAGAAGUGUGCAUGUGUUGAAGAUGAUGGUGUGGGGGAGAUUGACUGCAAUAAUGAAUAUGAGUGUGAUGGGGGUGCCAUCUGUCUUCAGAAUGAAGCCGGACUGUAUUUCUGCAAGUCAACAGGCUUCAGCGAGUGCUCUAUCAAUGGAGACUCAGAGUACAGAACCUUUAACAACAAGAAGCAUGACUUUGAGGGCACAAACUCUCAUGUUCUGGUCCAGACCACAGACCUGUCCAAGAACCAGCCAGACAUCUACAUCAAGACCAUCAAUGAGAUCAUCAACCAGGAUGGUGAUGACAGUCAUGGUGACAGUAGCCAAGGUGACAGUAGCCAAGGUGACAGUAGCCAAGGUGACAGUAGCCAAGGUGACAGUAGUAAUGUUGACAGCAGUGAUGAGGAUGACAAGCAUAAAGACAGCAUGAGAAGGGAGAACAGUGAAGACAAGCAUGAUCACAGCGAUGAGGACAGUGAUGAAGAUAAAAGUGAGAACAACAACCGUCUGCGACUCGGAGGGCUGAAAAUCAGAGUCUACAACCACAUAGUGGAGUUCAGGAAGAACAGGAAACUUGUUCUGGAUGGUAGGAGCACGCAUGCCCCUGUCUCCCCAGCAAGGGGUCUGAGGAUUCUGGAGAGCUCUUCUCGUAUCUACCUGAAGACAGACUUUGGCCUCUCUGUGGAGUUUGAUGGACACAGCAGAGCAGUAAUCAUCCUGCCCCACACCUACAAGAGGAGAUUGGGAGGCCUGUGUGGCAACUUUGACGGCAAGAAGAAGAAUUACAUGAUGAAGCUGAACGGUAAAACAGGCCAAGAUCGUCAAAUAAAUUGGAGAGAGCUGAAGAGUGACGGAGGACGGACUGAGCAUAACAUGGAGAGGAUCAUCUUCCCUUCGUAACUUUGCUUAUGGCCAGCGACAUGACCUCAAUGCAUCAAGACCUCAAUGCAUCAAGACCAUUGAAUUUGUUUUUUUCUUUUUUUCUCAUAGACAGACACAUUCCUUCCUACAAUGGACACAGUGCAUUUUAAAGCACUUGGGUUAAAAAAGGGGGGGUUUUGUGGACUAUGGAUCAAUAAAGUUUUCUACUUCCUCCA